AUAAUUUCUUCCUCAUCUUGAUUCCAAAAUCAAUAAAUCCCACAACAACAAUAAUUAAUAACACAUAGGAAGGCGACAACAAAGUAGCUUUCUUGCUUCCAUUCCGUAACAUAAUAUCUAUGUCCUGUUGCCUCUGAAACUUCUUGAAAAACAACAAAGCACCUCAAGACAACCACUCCUCUUAAUGUCCAGAGUACAUAUUACCAACCCAUCACAAAAUUUGAGUCCUUUACUUAUUGCUCUUGAAAUAUAUGGUAAGAAGAACAGCUACAACCACUCCUGUUGGAAAACAUCACAAGCCUGUUAAGGUCAUUAGCUCAAGCUUUUCAAGCAUUGGACAUAGAUUCCUCAGCUGCUAUCAAAAGGGUACAAGAAUUCUGAGUUUACUUUGCUGUUGGAAUUUUUGGUGUUUUUGGCAUAGAGAAUCAUAAUGGAUCUUCAUCACCAUCUACACCGCCGCCUGUUGGUUCACCGUGUAAAUUCAACUGAUCCAGGGUCGAAGGAAUCUCUCACCGGUGGCUCAAAUUUUGACACCAACAUGCUGUUUAUCUUGGCAGCUUUGCUUUGUGCACUGAUAUUGGCUCUGGGACUCAACUCCAUUGUGCGCUGUGCUUGUUUGCUUUUGAGAUGUAGCCACAGGCUUGCUUUCGAGACGCCGGAGGAGGCCGCAGCUCGUUUAGCCUCGAAAGGGUUAAAGAAGAGUGCAUUGAAUCAGAUCCCUGUGGUUGUUUAUGGUUCAGGUAGUGCUAGUACUAGUAUUGCAGCCACAGAUUGUGCAAUUUGCCUUGGGGAAUUUGUGGAUGGAGAGAAAGUUAGAGUUCUGCCAGAAUGUAACCAUGGAUUCCAUGUGAAGUGCAUAGAUAAAUGGCUGCUCUCACACUCUUCUUGUCCUAACUGCAGACAGUCAUUGCUUGACCCUCCAUCAAUGUCUGAAGCUGCAACUGUCGCAGUAGCUGUAGUUGCAGAUGCUGGAACCACGCGCCAUGUAGAGAAUUCCUUGGGAGGACAUGAACCUGGGACUUUAGCUAUAGCUGUGGACGAGGUUGGCUAAUUCUACAUUCAGGAUUUUAAAUUGCGGCCGCAGUUGCUGAAUUGCGGACAAAUGCGGGUUGAUGAGGCCGUGAUGCCAAUGUGGGCAGUCAAAAACCCUUGAGGUUGGAAUUCUUAAUGUUUAAAGUGAUAAACUAGAAUGAAGAAAGGGAUGAAAAAAUUGAGACUGGUUGUUUGUAGCCUUGAGGUUGGAAUUCUUAAUUUUUAAAGUCUACUAGUAUUAACUUAUGCAGGAUUGAUGAUAUAUGUUAGCGUAGAAAAGACUGCUGGGCGAUGAUUUCAGAUACCAUCCUGUGUUUGUGCAUGUUUUUCUGACAUAAGAAGUAGUGAUAAAUCUUGAAUGUUUGUUAUCGAUGAAUAGAUUGAAAGGCAAAGUGAUGCACAACUACUUGGAUGUUUUGAUGGCAUUUUGUCAGCAGUAAUUAAAAGAGGAAAAGUAAGUUUUAUUAA
Messenger RNA from Lotus japonicus, 1500 nucleotides. RefSeq names its product RING-H2 finger protein ATL74-like. Gene Ontology annotation, molecular function: transferase activity. The transcript has 2 exons. Bases 431 to 1051 code for a protein of 206 amino acids. Gene Ontology annotation, biological process: protein ubiquitination. Lineage: Eukaryota; Viridiplantae; Streptophyta; Magnoliopsida; Fabales; Fabaceae. The record is from RefSeq and is a predicted model, not a curated record.